AUGAUUUCAAGACGAUUGCUUCAUAUAAAAACCGUACCUAAAUUAUAUGCCACCAACAUUGAUUCCCUUAAUUUUUCACAAUCAAAAUCAUCACCAUCUGUUAUUCCAACUAUCCCAACUCAUGAAUUAUUAACUAAAUUGAAUCUUAUAAGUCAUCCUCAUUCCGGUUUGAUCAACUGGUUGCCGAUAGGGCUUACAAUUAUAAAUAAGAUCAAUGCCAUCAUUCGUUCUAGAAUGAAUGAGGUUAAUUUUGAAGAGUUACAAUUAUCAUUAUUAUCUCAUAAAUCAUUAUGGGAACAAACUAAUCGAUUGAAUAAUAAUCAAGAGAUUUUCCAAUUGAAAGAUGAACCAUUUCUCUUAAGUCCUACUGCCGAAGAAGAAAUCACCAAUUAUGUCAAACAAAAUAUCAAAAGUUAUAAAAACUUACCUAUUUUAUAUUAUCAGAUUAAUAAUAAAUAUCGUAAUGAGAAAAGACCUCGAAGUGGAUUAUUAAGAACAAAAGAGUUCUUAAUGAAAGAUGGUUAUUCAUUCGAUAUAAAUGAGAAAGAGGCCAUGAAUACUUAUCAGAAUGUAUUUGGGGCAUAUAUUAAUAUCUUUAAUGAUUUGAAAUUACCUUAUGUGAAAGCUGAAGCUGAUAGUGGUGAUAUUGGUGGGUCAUUGAGUCAUGAAUGGCAUUAUUUACAUCAAUCUGGUGAAGAUUUAUUAUUUGAAUGCGAUCAUUGUCAUUCCAUAUCGAAUAUUGAAAAGACAUUAUCAUUCCCUAAUGAAGAGAAGGAUGUUAAAGAUGUAUCUGUGAGAUAUUUCAUUACGAAAGAUGGAUCUACUUUAGUAUGUGCAUAUUAUCCUAGUGAUAGAGUUUUACAACCUAAUUUUAUUAAAGUAGAAAUUGAUGAUAUUGAUGUUUCAUCAAAGUUGACUCAAAAGGAGAUAUUAUCUCAAUUUGAAACUAAUGAACAAAAUGAAGAUAGUUUAAUGAAUAAGAAAAUCAUUAGAAUCAUGGAUUCAAGAUUAACUUCAAGAUCAAAUUUCCCUGAUUUUCCCUUAUCAUUCAUUAAUAGAUCUGCCAUUACUACUUUCACAGAUAUACCGAUUGUUGAAGCUCAAGCUGAUGAGAUUUGUGGUAAAUGUGAAGAAGGUAAAUUAUCCUCAUCUAAAGCGAUUGAAAUUGGUCAUACUUUUUACUUGGGUGAUAAAUAUAGUAAAUCCCUUGAUUGUACCAUUGAAACUCCUGAUCUUCCUGAUCGUCAGAAUUUAAUCAUGGGAUGUUAUGGAAUUGGUAUAAGCCGUAUCGUAGCAUCUAUUGCUGAAAUCAAUCGUGAUUCAAAUGGAUUAAUAUGGCCUGCCAUCAUCGCUCCUUGGAAUGUGACUAUUAUCUCUGUCAAUGGUUCUACUGAUCCCUAUAAUGGAUUAUUUGAAAAGUUGAAUGAUGAGAAUGUCGAUUAUAAAGUUGAUAAUCGAGCUAAAAUUGGAUUGGGGAAGAAAAUCAAUCAAUCGAAUUUAUUAGGUAUACCAUUAAUUAUCAUCUUAGGUAAGAAUUACCCUAUUGUUGAGAUUGAAAUCAGAGGUAAGAGAUAUGAUCCAGAUGGUGAGUUAGCAUGGAAGAAGUUAUACGAAUCUCAUAAGGAUGAGUAUCAAUGGAAAGUUGAAUAUGAUGAGGGUCAAAAUGACGUCAAGCAUUAUGUACAUAAAGACGGAAUAAUCUCCGUUAUAAAUGCCUUAUUAAAGGACAUGUAA
This is a messenger RNA of Scheffersomyces coipomensis, 1734 nucleotides long. RefSeq names its product putative proline--tRNA ligase (gene PRS). Gene Ontology annotation, molecular function: ATP binding; proline-tRNA ligase activity. The transcript has a single exon. The coding region runs from base 1 to 1734 and encodes 577 amino acids. Lineage: Eukaryota; Fungi; Ascomycota; Pichiomycetes; Serinales; Debaryomycetaceae. Gene Ontology annotation, cellular component: mitochondrion; cytoplasm. Gene Ontology annotation, biological process: prolyl-tRNA aminoacylation. The record is from RefSeq and is a predicted model, not a curated record.